Molecule: messenger RNA, 6374 nt
Organism: Centropristis striata (black sea bass)
Lineage: Eukaryota; Metazoa; Chordata; Actinopteri; Perciformes; Serranidae
Gene: lrig2
Product: leucine-rich repeats and immunoglobulin-like domains 2
Exons: 18
Coding region: 496-3687 (1063 amino acids)
Molecular function (GO): protein binding
Source: RefSeq, a predicted model, not a curated record
AUCAACUCAAGGCGCUUUGUUGUUCUUGCGGGACAGAAAGACGGAGAAAAUAAUACUUUAAUUCGCUCUAAACAUACCGAUUUAAGCAAAGAUAGAGUUUCACAUGGAUUAGUAUAAUCAACCACCAACUAAGCGAGGAGUUAACCCGAUACCAUCGGGUGGAAACUGGCGUAUUUGUGGGACUAAACCAGCUCAGCAUUGUGCUAGCAUUAGCAUUAUCUUCUUCGGGAGGGUGUCCACUGUCCAGAUUGGAGCGGAAGGAAUUCCAGGCACUGGGAAGAAGGAGAAAUCUCUGCUGGGAUGCCUCAAGCAAGUUGGGAAAAAAUGUAUUUCACGGUCCCGCCUGGAGUUGUGGCACUAUAAGCCCGAAGUAUGUGUCUGUUUUAUUGAUAUCAGAUUGCAGGAGCGAUUUAACGGUGGUUUUGUAACCGUUAACGUGCCAGUUUAGCGAGUUAGCCACGUAGCUACGUAGCCCUCAGUAGGAAGACAUUUAAAAUGGCGGAGGGUUGGCCCAUUCCUUCGGCCCUUGUCUUCAUGCUGUUGACUUUGAGUGCCUGGGCUCUGGAGUCUUGUCCCACUCCUUGCUCCUGUAUAAAAGGGCAAGAUGAGGUCCAUAUACUGGACUGUAACAGGAAACGGCUAUCGACGGCUCCCGUGGACCCACCAGAUGGGAUAACACAAGUAACCAUGAAUCACAAUGAGCUGACUAUUCUUCCCUUUCUUGGAGACGUUUCCUCAAAUAUCACCUCGCUGUCAUUAGUCCACAAUCGGAUCUCAGAGCUGUCAAUGCAUCAGCUGCAGCCAUACCUUUCACUGGAGACACUGGACCUGACAUCCAAUUCCAUCUCUGAGCUCAAAGUUGGAUCCUUCCCCUCCAUGCAGCUGAAAUAUCUGAAUUUGAGUAAUAACAAGAUCAGCGUCCUCGAGCCUGGCUGCUUUGAAAACAUCUCCAGCUCCCUGCUGGUGCUGAAGCUGAACAGGAACAGAUUAGCCGUGCUGCCAUCCAAAGUCUUCAAACUCCCACAACUGCAGUUCCUUGAAAUGAAGCGUAAUAAGAUCAAGAUAGUGGACAGUCUGACAUUCAAAGGGAUGGACUCACUGAGGUCACUGAAGAUGCAGAGGAACGGCAUCACUAAGCUCAUGGAUGGGGCCUUUUUCGGACUAAACAACAUUGAAGAACUAGAGCUGGAGCACAACAACCUAACAGAGGUCAACAAAGGCUGGCUGUAUGGACUCCGCAUGCUGCGUAUCCUGCGGGUCAGCCAGAAUGCUGUCGGCAUCAUCCGACCAGACGCCUGGGAGUUUUGCCAAAAGCUGGAGGAACUGGACCUGUCCUUCAAUCAUCUAACUAGACUUGAGGAGACAGCUUUUGUGGGAUUAGGUCUCCUGGAGAGUCUGAACCUCGGAGAAAACUCCAUCAGCCACUUGGGAGAGGGAGUGUUCGGGGGCCUGGCAAGUCUGCGCACCCUAGAUAUCCGGAAUAAUGUAAUCUCCUGGGCCAUUGAAGACUCCAUUGGUGUUUUUGAUGGAAUGAAGAAGCUGAACACACUAAUCAUACAGCGGAACAAAAUCAAAUCAAUCACUAAGAAAGCGUUCGAGGGCCUGGAGGAGCUGGAGCACCUGGACCUCAGCAAGAAUGGCAUCAUGUCGAUACACCCUGAGGCGUUGUCCCAUAUGAAGCUCAAAGUGUUUGUCCUGAACACGAGCAGCCUGCUGUGUGACUGCCACAUGCAGUGGCUGGGGCCUUGGCUGACUGACAGCCAGUUCCAGCAGUCUGUCUCCGCUAUCUGUGCUCAUCCAUCCAGUCUACUCGGUCAAAAUGUCCUGUCCAUCAGCCCGGAAGAGUUUGUUUGUGAUGAUUUCCCCAAGCCUCGGAUCACAACUCACCCAGAGACACAUGUGGCAUUGCGAGGGAACAACGUGACUCUGAGCUGCGUUGCGUCCAGCAGCAGUGAUUCGCCAAUGACCACAGCGUGGCGGAAGGACGGGGAGGUGCUGUACGAUGCAGAAGUGCAAAACUACGCUCGAUUCCAGGAGGGAGAGCUGAUCUACACCACCGUGCUUCACCUCCUCAAUGUCAAUUUCACUGACGAGGGCCGCUACCAGUGUGUGGUCUCCAAUCACUUCGGCUCCAAUUACUCCAACAGGGCCAGGCUUACUGUCAAUGAGCUGCCAUCCUUUCUUAAGACUCCCAUGGAUUUGACGAUCCGGACUGGGACUAUGGCCAGGCUGGAGUGUGCUGCUGAAGGCCAUCCAUCACCCCAGAUUGCUUGGCAGAAGGACGGAGGCACUGACUUCCCGGCUGCCCGGGAGCGCAGGAUGCACGUGAUGCCAGAUGAUGACAUCUUCUUUAUUGCCAACGUGAAGACUGAAGACAUGGGAGUGUACAGCUGUACUGCUCAAAAUGCAGCUGGCAGCCUGUCUGCGAACGCUACUCUCACGGUUCUGGAAACUCCAUCCUUCAUGCGUCCCCUGGAAGACAGAACAGUGGCCCGUGGGGAAACCGCCGUGCUCCAGUGUAUAGCCGGAGGCAGCCCGGCCCCACGUCUUAACUGGACCAAAGACGACGGGCCUCUGGUGCUCACCGAGCGCCACUUCUUUGCUGCAGCCAACCAGCUCCUUAUCAUAGUUGAUGCUGGUCCUGCUGACGCUGGGAAAUACACCUGCAUCAUGUCUAACACUCUGGGAACUGAACGUGGCCACAUCUACUUGAGCGUCUCACCAUCGCCGAACUGCGAUACAGGCACGGUGUACAACCAGGACGGCUGGACCACCGUGGGCAUCGUGGUGAUCGUUGUGGUGUGCUGUGUGGUCGGAACCUCCCUUGUCUGGGUCAUCGUCAUCUAUCACAUGCGCAGGAAGAGCGAGGAUUACAGUAUCACCAACACAGAUGAAAUGAAUUUGCCAGCAGACAUUCCCAGCUACCUGUCCUCUCAAGGUACCUUGUCAGAGCCUCAGGAAGGCUACAGUAACUCUGAGGCUGGCAGCCACCAGCAGCUCAUGCCUCCUCUGUCCAAUGGAUAUGUCCAUAAAGGCACAGACGGUGUGUGUUAUGGAGACACGGGCAGCGAGGUGGAAACUGAGGGGAACGGCAUGCUGCACUGCAGGGUUGGCUCAUUGUUCACUGGCCGUAGCAGCUUCCACCCCGGAGAGCCCCGUGAGGGCCUAGCUGGAAUCCCCACAGGUGGUGCAGGUCCGCUAGUCAUCUGCUCUGACUGCUACGACAACGCCAACAUCUACUCUCGCACACGGGAGUACUGCCCCUAUGCCUAUCUGGGGGAGGACGACCCGCUGGACAGGAGUCUUCCAGGCCUGAAGGAGAGCUUCAGUGAGCACGCCCAGCACAAGGACGCGGUACUGGAGAGCCUCAUUAGCAACCGGGACUCCUCCGUCUUUCUCACCUCACACGACAAAAGGUUGAGCAGCCACACUCCCCCGGAGCACUAUGCUAAUGAUUCUCUUAGCAGGUCCUUCUGGGGAGAAGGGGAAGAUCAGUCCUCGAAACCCCACCCAGCUUCAUCCCAGCACCCAGUGACAGUUCACAGGACACCACCUCUGGCUUCCACUGCGGACGGAGCAGCGGAACAGAGUGAAACAGAGGCGGACUGUUUUCCCAGCCACUGCACACAGGACCACAGAAGUGCCUCUAAUAGGACUAAGCCUCAGGAGCAUCCUGCUCCCACAUAGGUCCUCACACUCCGCCCACGUUCUGCCUCUGACUCCUCGUUGCUGCACCUCCUCCCCUCCCUUCACCCACUACCUCCAAAGAGACUCGUCACAUUCUGCCAAAGAUGCUCUCUUGUAUGUUUACAUUCCCCUUUCACUCAAGAGGACAUACUAACAUUCUCCGCCGUGGAGCGACUGCUGUGUCAGACUGGAGAAAUGGACCAGUGAUUAAAUUGACCUCCUUCUUGACAUCUCCAACUCUGCAGGACCCUUUUUCUCCCACGUCCUCCACUCCCUUUUGUUCUCUUUCUGGAGAGAGCUAUGAAUGUAUGCUUUAAAGAGCCAUGUCGGAUGCUGCCACAAGGGAACGCCAAGAGUCUUUACAAGCUCUUUCCUCCGUCCCUGCUGCUGUGGGCGAGGGGAAGAUUUGUGCCAGUGCACAUCACACUGGCAUUUUUCUUUCAUCAUUCCUGGUACAGACACCUGUUGGAGCAGCCUACGUGACUUUAGUAGAAAUUACAAACCACCUAUAACGGGAGGUUUAAGCAGGUGACCGUUGGAGGUCCCUGACCAGCAGUUUGUGGUUAAUAAUAUAGGAAAGAACAUUGAAAACAAACAUUCCCACAGGCAUCCCGACUGACUCAAAACUAUGCUAUCUGGUAUCUUGUUAUGCAAAUCUCAGAGACAGUGACACCAAAAUGUGGUGUAUAUUAUGAAUAUAUAUAAAUAUAUCCUAAAUCAUCUUUAUCUGAUCUUGUUUUUGUCCUAUGUCAAACACCGUUGCUAAUUUCUUCAUUUUUAUGUCAUUAUAAUGAUAAGCAGUUUGGGGAGAGAAAGCGUACAGUUUUUUUUGCACAUGUGACAAUCAUGGUUUUGCUGGCUAUUUUCUCAUGGUUGUCUAUGGACGGCCAUUUUAACAAGCAUUCUCCGUAACCUCGAUCAGGUGGCUUUAUUAUACAGUAUGCACUGAUUUGUUUUCUGCUUUAUCAUACCAUACAGGCACUUAAUUUAAUGGUGGUAAACUUUAUUAUGCAGUGUGCAUGCCGUUUUACAUUGUGAGGAUUUAUCGUCACAGUUUUAUUUCAAAAAGCUCCUGAUCCUUCCAUAAAUAUUAAUUAAAUCUAGGUUUUCACUUGGGACUGUGAAAAUGAGAAUGUAUUGUAUUAUUUUAUACAUGUAUGUAUGUAUAUAAGACUAGUAAUCUAUUAAAUUCAUGUCUUACUAGUCCAUUUGCAGAGAGGUUUGAGACAUAAGCUGCAGUAAUUUUAAGCUUAUUCAUUUUAAGCCUUUAUUGACCCAGCAAAGUUUUUACUUGUUUGUUCAGGUAACACAUUUUCUUGAGAAGUGGGUGUUAUAUUCCUCCUAACCGAGAGAUAGUAAUCAAACAGCUGCCAGCUUCAGCAAACUGUACUGUUUCCACAUGUCAGCUUUUAAAUUGCUUUGAGGUUUUGGAAAUGUAAAACGCCUCUCGUAGUGUAAAAGAACGUGUUCUUGUUUCAUCAGGUUCUAUGUCACGAGUUCCUCUUUAAAAUCCUCUUGAUGAUUGCACUUCAGAGCUGCUCAGAUGUGAUUGGCUCUGGCUCCGUUUGUGACUAUCAGGACUCUUGUUUGCUCAAUAUAUUUAGAAAAUUACCCUCAGUUGUGAGUUUAUUCGGUUCACCUUGCUAAAACCAAUGCAGUCUAAUAUAAAAACCUGACAACAAAUCGUGCCUUCAUGACUGUUUGGGUAACAUUUUUACAAUGUUAAUUGAACUUUAUGGUUAAUUUGGAGGAUGCUGUUAAAUUGUAUUGAGGUAUACUGAGAGGUACUUUUAUUAUUUAGCCCAUCCCAUUUAUAUCAGUGAUGGUAGGCUAAGUAAAAGAAACUAAAUCAACACUCCAAAGCAGUUUCAAGGAACACUAAGCAUUAUUACAUUCAUGAAAGUGGGAUUUAUUUUAGACUUUGUUAGUUUUAGCUCAGUGAACCUAAUAAACUGACAACUAUAAGAAUAUAUCAUACUCAUUCUUCAUUGACAUGGUGUCUGACAACAUAUCUGAAAGUUUAUUUUGUUAUUGUCAUUUCUGUCUUGUUGAUAAUCAGCACUGCUACAUUCUGCUCUUCUUUUACUUUGGACCAAGAAAGGAUUGCUCCUUUUCUCUCAGUGGUGCAUGCAGAUAUAAGUUGCACCUCAUUCUUGCACUCUUUUGGGUUUAAACUUGUUUUGGCAAUCAUCAGCUUGCCUUUAGUCCCCAGAUCAGCACAUUCCAAGUCUCUUCCUUAGAAUUUGGCAUUAUGAAGCUCAAGUUCUUUUGUACUUUGUCACACUCCCUGCUAUUUGUUGUUUCUUGCUGAUGUUUUUUCUGACUGUUGGCCAAGGUCAAUUUCAUGCCCCCUUUGAGCGAUUUGAGGAAUUCAAAUGAAAUCCCGCAGUGAUAAGUCAUCCUAAUGGAGCCACAUGUCAACAUUUUCUGCCAACGCAGCAAAACACAAUGUGCAUCUUGUAUCGUUUUGUUCUCUGAACGUCCUUUGUGACUUUAUACCAAAGUUUAGCAGUAACUGCUCUGGCAAUAUCCAAUGCUGCUUGUUUAUUUUGUAUUGUUGAAGUUUUGCAUUUUGUUUCCAAUAGUAUUUUUUUGGACCUUGUUUACCUGUACAUUCUGUAAAGCAUGUCUAAAGAGCCUUUUUGUUACGUAGCCAUUACUCUGACAUUAAACAUGAAUUCUGAUAA